AUGGGGUUGUUGGGAGCCAUAGGCUUUUUUUUAGCUUUGGUAACUCUAACUCAGACACUUCACAUUGCAGAAGGAUGCAACAUCGUGUCAGCAAGUUCAUCAAGUGCCUCAUCAAUUUUGGUAAAAUGGAAGGAAUAUCCUGGAACAACAAACUAUGUCUUGGACCUUCGGGAGAAAAACUCUCCACAGUCUGCACCAGUUAUAGCGUCCAUAUCCGGAUCCCAGACUGAGAGGAACAUCUUUGGUCUAAAACCAGGAACUGAGUAUAAUGUGACUGUUAAAGCUUUUGUCUUCUUCAAUGUGGCGUGUGUUAAUUCCACUCUGGCUUUCACAGUCCCUGACACAUCACAGAUAGUUGAAGGGCGAGCACUAUCAAGUACUUCAAUCAAAGUAACAUGGACAACAGUGCCUUCAGCACAGAAAUACUAUCUAGAGGUGUACUCUCAGACCACUCGAACCACGAUGAACUUUACAUACACCAACACCACAGCUGUGAUAAGAAACCUGCAGCAUUCCUCCAACUAUGACUGCUAUGUCUACACAGUUAACCAGGCAGGCCUGGGAAGAGGAAGCAAAGUGAAGACCAUCACAACCUUGGUGCAGCCUCCAGUGGGUAUCACUGCAAUACAGACUAACCAGGUUAUGGCAAGAAUAACGUGGGAGCCGGUGAAUACGGUCCUUUUAUACCAUGUCAAGAUUCGCAACCUAGAUGAUCCCAGCAGCCAACCCUCUUCACACGAUGUCCCAGACACCAAGCUGGAUGUUCAAGGCAUCCUCCCAUGCUCCACCUAUCUGAUAUCAGUGUCCUCAUACAGCACGUUCUUGGUGGCGAGCGAGCCCACGGACUACACAUACACCACCAACAAGCUGACACCUGUUUCAUCGGUAUCAGUGGACUACAGCUGUACCACUAACUCUGUCACCGUGUCUUGGCCGGCUGCUUCGGGGGCCACGUCCUACAGGGCCGUGGCAGUUGGCAGUAAUGGCACACAGCUGGAAUGCACCAGCCAAAGCACCAACUGUCUGAUUAAAGGACUGAGCUGUGGCCAGGAAUACACGGUGUAUGUAACGCCCAUAUCAGACAAAUGCAAGAACUUAAUCAACAACACCUCAACUACUUUUAAUACUGCCCCUUGUCCUCCAGCCAACCCGAUGUUGUUGCGGGACUGCAACAGUGAUGUCAUCAUUUUUUCAUGGAAUCAGACAAACGAAGCAAACCACUACUUGGCCAGGGCAGUCGACUCCAAGGGAAUGGUCAGGGAAUGCAUGACUCAAGAAAACAAUUGUUAUUUCACAAAUACAUACUGUGGACGGUACUACUCCUUCACAGUUCAAUCUGUGUCUGGGAGUUGCUCAAGUGGCCUCAGCUCUCCUGUUGGCGUUCGCACAGCACCCUGCAUUCCGCAGAAUCUGGAAACAGUAGCCGACUGCAGCGUUGACAAUUUGCUCAGCAAGUGGGACAAUGCUGAGGGGGCACUGUACUACACCGUGGCAGCUGUGGGCAACUACAGAAACAGCAGCUACAACUGCAGCUCAGUGUCCAACAGCUGUGUUAUGAAGGGCGUCAAGUGUGGAGACCAUCUGACCGUCACCAUCAGAUCUUUUGACAAUGACUGUCCCAGUCCAACACAGCUGGGGUCACCGGCUGAGACAAUGCCAUGCACUCCCCAGAACAUCUCAGCAGAGAGAAAUUGUGCAAAAGACUCCAUCUCUGUGAAGUGGGAGAUGAGCAACGCAGCACCUUUCUAUGUUGCAAUGGCAAAGGACAGCAAUGGGGUCAUUCAUAGCUGCAACUCCGUGGAUAUGUUGUGUACGAUCAGUGGCUUGAAGUGCAGCACCAGCUACAAAGUCUAUGCUAUUGCCUCCAACUUUGUGUGCAACAGCUCUGAGAGUGACAUGUUUACCAUAGAGACAGCUCCCUGCCCACCAAAUAACCUCACUGCCACCCUGGACUGUGCAGCCAAUGAGGCUCUGAUUUCGUGGCAUGGAAGCGUGAAUUCCUACACUGCUACCAUUAUAGAUUCAAGUCAGCGACUUUUAAGCUGCAGUUCCACUGCAACCAACUGCAAAAUACCUAACCUGAAAUGUGGCGAGCGCUACACUGUGACUGUCAGCCAGCAUGACGGCAACUGCUCCAGCAUGCCCUCUACGCACAUCUACAUGGAGUCUGUUCCUUGUGGGCCAGCCAACGCAAGUGCCAGAGUGGACUGUGCAUCAGGCAAUGUGACAAUAAACUGGAACCCAUCCCAAAAUGCAGAACGUUAUAUCGUCAUAAUCUCAAACGGCACCAUGCCGUUGACGUAUGAGACCACACAGACAAACCUGGCAGUCCACACACUGGAGUGUGGCCAGGAGUACACAGUGAAUUUGAUGUCCUUCAAUGGCAGCUGCGUCAGUCGUCCUUCAGAGUUAUAUUUCAGGGAAGAACUCAGUUGUAAUUUGGAGGGUCUGCAGUGUGGAAAGAUGUAUAACUUCACUGUGUCAGCCUCAGAUUAUUACUGUCAGAGUCCAGACAGCAAGCCAGUCAUCCAUACAACUGCCCCAUGUACUGUGCAGAAUAUGCUGACCACUCUUAACUGUACCACCAACAUACUGACCAUCAGCUGGACACCGGGAUCCAUGCCAGUGAACUACAGCACCACAGCGGUGACGACAAAUGGCACUACACUUCGCUGCGUCACGCAGAGUUCUAGAUGUACGAUGCCUGAGUUACAGUGUGGACAGCAGUACAGUGUGAGAGUCAAGCCCAUCAGCAGCACAUGUGAAGGACCCAGCAGUGUCCCGGAGAUUGUAAAUUCAGUUCCCUGUGUUCCUUUGAACAUCCAAACCCUGGUGGAAUGCUCCACUAACAGAGUGUGGGGAUCCUGGGAUGCAGCUCCUGGGGCAAUGUACUACAUUUCCACACUGAAAGGAGCAGGAGGUUUCUCUACAUCCUGUCAAACAGCUAACCAAAGAUGCCUCUUCUCUGGUCUGCAGUGUGCUCAGACAUACAUGUUCAGUGUGAUGGCCUCCAACAACAGGUGUAACAGCUCAAACAGCGCCAUGGACACAGCAACAACUGCACCCUGUGACCCUACAAACGUGUCUGCUUCUCUGAACUGCCUCUCUGAUGUGGUGACGGUUACUUGGAGGGCCAGCGCCGGCGCAAAUUAUUACACAAUCCUGGCUGAGGCCAGUGGACAUGUCAGCUCCUGUAAUUCCACUGGUACUUCCUGUGAGCUAAGAAACAUGCAGUGUGGGAAUGACUACACUGUGACUGUUCUGGCAGGGGACACAAAGUGCAACAGCUCCAUAUUUGCUAAAACCAACAUUACAACAGCUCCCUGUGCUCCAGUAAUCCAAGACCACUCACUGAACUGUAGCUCCAACCAAGCUUUGGUCACCUGGGUUAAGGAUGAGGAUGCCAUGACUGUCAUGGUCAAUGCAACCUCCAGUAUGGGAUACUUGCAGUCGUGCAGCUCAUCUUCCAACAACAGCUGUGUCCUGGAUCUCCUGUGUGGAAACACUUACACUGUAAAGGCUGUCGCAAAAGGACCUCAGUGUCUGAGCAAACCCAGCUCUGCUUUUCAGAUUGUUACAGCACCCUGUACCCCUGCAAACGUGGAGUACCAAUACUCCUGUGACACUGGCAUUGCUUUUGUGAGUUGGGAUGAGACUUUGGGCAGGAAGAGAUUCUAUGUGCAUGCUGAGUCUGGAAAUUUCACAGCCUCAUGCAGCACCAGCCAGACUGACUGCUCCCUGCCCACGCUGCUUUGUAGUCGCACAUACAGUGUAAAAGUAGUAGCUCUGGCUGACUCCUGCAACAGCAGCGUGCCCGGCGUAACGACUAUACAGACAGCACCUUGUGCUCCAGUGAACAUCAGUGCUUCCCUGCUGUGUGACAACAACACUGCGGCAGUGAGCUGGCAACACAGUCUUAGUGCAGUGUCCUACAGUGUGAAGGCAGUUGGCAGAGACGGCGACCUCAAAAGGUGUGCCACAAACAGCACAAGUUGCCUGCUACCCAACAUGCACUGCUCUCAAACCUACAUUAUCACCGUCACUCCCUUCUCUAUGCGCUGCGAAGGCAGAGAGAGUUUCCCAUACACCUACAAUGCAGGUUCCUGCCCUCCCACCAACGUCCACAUGUCUCUGCAGUGCGAUGGAAAUGUGAGCCAUGUGACCUGGGACCCUGCCCUUCGAGCAGAUCUCUACUUGGCCACAACCGCACCUUCUCUCACGGACAAACACAUCCACAACUGCUCAUCCAAUGGAACAAGCUGCUCCCUUACAGACCUCCCCUGCGGAGAAACAGUCGUUGUCACUGUUGUCACCAUAGAGAGAGGCUGCACGAGCCAACCCAGCGUACCAUUCACCUUAGAAACAGUCAUCUGCCCACCCACUGGUGUGACUGGAGUGACAAAUUGCAGAAACAAUGACAUCACAGUAAGCUGGGACCCAAGUCCAGAAAGCGGAGUGACCUACUUCAUCUACUCCCAAGGAAACAGUGGGAUCGCUUAUAACUACUCCACAACUCAGACUUUCUAUGUGAUGAAUGGGCUGCAGUGUGGACAAACAUAUAUGCUCUCAGUGGCUGCCCAGGACCCUGACUGCACCAGUCUCUUGAGCAAGCAGAUAGAAACCGAGACAGUUCCAUGUCCUCCAACCAACCUGACUGUCAAAACUCAAUGUGCCACCAACUUAGCGAUUCUGAAGUGGGCACCGAGUACACAUGCCAUCUCUUACACAGCCACAUUAACUGGUACCCACGGCCACUUAGUUUCCUGUCGUACCAACAAAACAACCUGCUCAUUGCACGUGGAUUGUGCAAAGCAGUACUCAGCUUUUGUGGUUGCUUCCAGUGCAACAUGCAACAGCAGUAAAUCAGAUAAUCUAACUUUUGUCUCAGCCCCUUGUCUGCCUGACAGGGUACAAGCAGAGCUGGACUGCAAUGCUAACACCUUUGCAGUGGAGUGGAGGGGAAGCCUUGGGGACAUUGAUUACACUGCAAUCGCCAUCGGCAGAGACAAGACACGGAGAACUUGCAACUCUAGUAGCACCAACUGCGUCAUCCAGGACCUAACUUGUGGCCUCAUUUACAGCAUUGUCGUCACUACCUCGUCAAUCGACUGCGGCUUAAUUGAAGGCUCCAACUAUGAGAUACAGUCAGCCCCCUGUAAGCCAAACAGCGUGAUGGUGAAUUUGCAGUGCAUAACAAACAUGGCGACUGUCAGCUGGGCAAACUCAGGCCCAGACCAAAUGCAGGUGGUGUCAGCGAGGGACAGCAGAGGAACAGUCACCACCUGCAACUCCACCAGCUCCAACUGCACCUUCAGUCAACUUAAGUGCGGGGAGAUAUAUGGCAUCAGUGUGGUCGGUCUCACAAGCAACUGCAGCAGUGAACCGGCUUUUGCCCAAAGGCUCAACAUGGCUCCAUGCAUUCCCACACACGUCACAGCAAGGGUGGACUGCAACACCGGCAUCACUGCGGUCACAUGGGAUGCUGCGCUGGGUGCCACAUCUUACACUGUCUAUGCUCGGGGCAGUCUGGGCUACAAUGCUCAGUGUAACAACACUGACACCAACUGUGACUUCCUUAACCUGGCCUGUGGACAAGACUACAACAUCACAGUGGUGGCUCGCCAUAACACCUGUGUCAGCAUAGCCAGCGAGACUGUCAAGGCCACCACAGGUCCUUGUCCCCACAGUGGUCUGAGAACAUCCCUGGACUGCAACACCAACACAGCUGUGGUAUCUUGGACUACAGGAAUUGGCAUCCUCUACUACAAUGCCACAGCUGAAGCCUUCGGCUCCAUAGACAAGCAGACCUGCUCUACAAAUGGCUCCUCCUGUAAUAUCAGUUCUCUGCAGUGUGGGGAAAGCUACAAAGUGAGCGUCAGUGGACAGGGACUAGACUGCAGCAGUCCUGCUCAGGACUGGCAUCGAGUGAACACAGCUCCCUGCCCUCCCACCCAGCUGAUGGUGAACUCUUCAUGCAAAUCAAACAACAUCUCAGUGUCCUGGCAGGCCUCUCAAGGCUCAGUCUCCUACAUGGCAGUGGCUGAAAAUGAACAGGGCCACCGGUGGUCGUGUAACACCAGCAGCACCAGCUGCCAAAUAUCUGGUCUGCUCUGUGGGCAACAGUACAAUGUCUACGUUGUUGGUAUUGAUGACAAGUGUACUGGAGCCAAGAGUGACAUGAAGAAGAUUCGCACUGCUCCGUGUGUGCCACAGAACAUACAGAACCGUCUGGACUGCCUGUCUGGUGUCCUGAACAUUACCUGGCAGUCGACAGGUUACUUUUUGAACUUCCGCGCCUCUGUGGUGAACAGCGAAGGUCAAAUGAGCGUUUGCACAACUCCUAUGCAUUACUGCGUUGUACAGAACAUGCAGUGUGGGCAGACCUACAAUGUUACAGUGGUGGCCCAAGAUGAAGCUUGCAACAGUUCCCAUAGCCCCACAGAGCAGGUCUCUACAGCUCCCUGCCCUCCCUCAUCCUUCCUAUCUAAUGUGAACUGUGGCAAUGGCGUCGUAUCUGUCACCUGGAACAAUAGUGUGGCAGGGGUGAUGUAUACAGUGUCUGCUGCAGAUGCCAAAGGUGCCAGACACAACUGCAGUAGCACAAACAACGGCUGUAAUCUCAGCACACUGGCGUGCGGGAUGCAGUACAAUGUCACAAUCACACCAUCCAGGAAUGAAUGUGUGGGCAAAGACAGCCAAACUAAAAUGGUCAAAGCAGUUCCUUGCGUACCCCAGCUGUCAGACGUGGAGAUUGACUGCUUGACAAACUCAGCGUGGGUGAUGUAUAAUGAGUCUGCUGGGGCCAAAGAAUAUGUUGUGGUGGCAACAGACACCACGGGUGAUGUUCAGACAUUUGAUUGUAACUCCACGUCAGAUGGGAUGUGUACUCUGCCACCGCUUACAUGCAGCCAGAAUUUCACCAUUACCCUGAAGGCCAAGGACCAGCAGUGCACCAGUGCACCCAGCAACUCUGUCAAAACCGAGACAGUGCACGUCACGGCUGAGGGACGAACCUGCAACAGCUCAGAGAGCGAACAGCUCAUGUUUAGGACAGUGCCAUGCGUUCCUGAGAAUCUCAAAGCCAGCCUGAGCUGCAGCAACAAUGUGGCUUACAUGUCAUGGAGCUCUAUAAAGGGAGGACAGCUUUUCAGCGUAAAGGCAGUGGGUACUGACGGGCAUGUGGACGAGUGCAGGGUUCCUGACAAUGAGUGUGAACUGACCAAUCUGCACUGUGGACAGUACUACACAGCCACUGUGUCUGCAGAGGACAUGACGUGUAUGAGCAAACCGAGUGAGAAUGUGACGAUCAAGACAGUGCCGUGCACUCCAGCAAACGUCUCCUCUGUGGUCGACUGUCAGGCCAAUUCUCUCAUCGUUUCCUGGUCGAAAAGCUCAGGAGCCGAUUCCUACAUCGCCACACUGCACGACAGCACCAAUCAGGGCACAACAUGCCAGGCCACAACAGAGGGCUCCUGCAAUGUGACAGGACUCGGCUGUGGACAGAUCUACCAUGUUUCCGUAGUGUCUUCUGAUGGGUACUGCAACAGCCCGCCCACUCCUGUUGUUGACACACCGUCAGUGCCCUGUAAUGCAAUAAAUAUCAGGGCAUAUAUGGACUGUGAGAUUAAGACAGCUGUGGUGUCAUGGUGGCCGAGUGAUGGAGCCUUGUCAUACAUCGCGAUGGCCACUACAAAUUCAGGUCACAACGUCACCUGUGAGACCAACAGGACCUCCUGUGACCUGACAGAGCUGCUCUGUGGACAGAGCUACUCCGUGUCUGUCAAAGCUAUAGGAAAGACGUGCAGCAGCAUCGCUAAAAUGACAGGACAGCUGGUCACUGAGCCUUGCAUCCCAAUCCAAAUCACCACCCAGUACAGCGUGACAAUCGGCCAGGUGCAGUGGGACAUGAGCAAUGGUGCUAAUUACUACACAGUCACGGGGCAAACAGACCAGGGACUCACCACCACCUCCUGUGUUACCAAUGACACUUACUGUGCAUUGUACAACAUGUACUGUGGCCAAAAGUACAGCAUCGUUGUCACAGCAAACAACUUUGUGUGCCAAAAUGUGUCUGCCUCUACUGUUUUAAUUGUGACAGAGCCGUGCCCGCCCAAUAACGUGCAGACAAACGUUAACUGUCAGGAUAACCAGGGGAUGGUCUCCUGGGAGACAAGUUUUGGUGCAGUGGGUUACGAGGCUAGCUUCGCUGGCCGUGACGGACACUCGCUGUCCUGCCAUACUAAUGCCACUUCCUGCAGCGUGGAAGGACUUCACUGCGGAGUCGUCUACCACACUGAUGUCAUUGCUAUUGGGGAGAAACUCAAUAGCAUCAGGUCCAACACUGUCCUGCUGUAUUCAGCUCCCUGCGCAGUUGGAAAGUGCACAGCUAACCUGGACUGCUACAAUGACACAGCCACAGUCUCCUGGAGUCCAGUCAGUGGAGCAAACUCCUACAUGGUGACUGCUGUUUCAGCAGAUGGUUCCCGCGCUUCCUGUGAGAGUACUGAACAUCAGUGUAAUCUGACAGAGCUGGAGUGUGGACAGGUGUACAACGUCACUCUCGUAACCAUCAGCAACCACUGCCGGACUGAGAAAAGCACUAAUAUCUCCUUUAGCACACGCCCCUGUAAGCCAUCACGUGUGGGAGUGGAUCUACAGUGUGGGACAAGUACAGCCAACAUGUAUUGGGAGGAAAGCGCGGGAGUGGAGCUCUACAUGGCUACUGCCACCAACAUGGGAACAACACUGAAGUGCAACUCCACCAAUUCCACCUGUCAGUUCUCUAACUUGACCUGUGGGGACACCUAUAAACUCUCUGUCAUUGCAUACAGCAACAGGUGCUACAGUGAAAUCAGUAGCACUGUGGAGAUUCAGACAGAACCCUGUAAGCCAGAUGGUUUGAGGGUCCAUGGGUCAUGUAACAAUGAGACGGUGCUGCUGUACUGGUUUAAGGCUAAAGGAGCAUCGAAAUAUAUUGUGACAGCAGACGGAAACCUGGGAUACAGCACGUCUUUACAAACUAAUAACACAAUGAUAGAGACCAACCUGCCCUGUGGACAGCUGUUCACAUUCACUGUAAAAGCUCAAGAUGACUGGUGUGACAGUCCUACAAGCCGGCCUGAAAAAUACAUGACAACCCCCUGCGUCCCGGCACAUGUACAGAGCUUUACACGCUGUGAGAAGAGCCUGGGCUCAGUCAGCUGGGCCGCGAGCGAUGGCGCAGAGUCCUACAUGGCCAUUGCAACAGGACAGGAUCGCCAUGUCCACACGUGCACCACAAACACCACCAUCUGCACCUGGAAUGAUCUACACUGUGGUGAAACAUACACAGUUUAUGUCGUUGCCAUGAACUACGUAUGCACCAGCAUGCCGAGCAACAGCACUUCAAUUCGGAUGGCACCAUGCAUACCUCAGAAUCUGACAUCAUCUUUUAAUUGCACUACAAAGGUGGGAUCACUGGCCUGGAGUGCCAGUGAAACUGCAGAGUUUUACAUCGUGACUGCAGAGAACAACAUUGGCCACAAAGUGCAGCUCAGUACCAAUGAUACCUGGACUUACAUUUCUGAGUUCCACUGUGGUCAGGAAUACUUCCUGUCUGUUCAGGCGGCAGAUUCAGUGUGCACAAGCCGCCCCAGCCCACCUUUAAAUCUUACAUCAGAGCCCUGUUCACCCACCGGUAUCUCCAGCUUCAUGAACUGCAUCUCCAACAUUGCUGUGGUGUCGUGGACUGGCUCGGCUGGUGCAGAGUACUACAUUGCCAAUGUUAGGACGGAAGAUGGACAGUCUUCGAGCUGCUGGUCUGACAGUGAGCAAUGUGCCAUGCCCAAUGUCCUCUGUGGACAGAACUACGCAGUGACUGUGGUGGCCUCAAACAGGAAGUGUAACUCUGAUCCCAGUAAAGGUGACCCACUGCGAUCAGUUCCUUGUGUUCCGACUAAUGUGGAAGUGGAGAUGGUUUGCUCCAAAAAUCAGGCUGUUGUGUCCUGGAGUGCUAGCAAUGGGGCUCUUUCUUACAAAGUGACAGCACAGAGCACACUGGGGUCCAUGUCCAUCUGCCAGACUGCAGGCCUAAGGUGCACUUUGACCAAUCUGACGUGCGGACAUGACUAUUCUGUCCAGGUGGUGGCAGAGGGUGGAACCUGCUCAAGUCUGCCCAGCCCAGCUAUAACUUUCCAUUCAGUUCCCUGCACACCCAACAUUGGCACAGUGAUUCUGGACUGCUUCACCAACUCGGCCCUCUUGGACUGGGCCUACGCUGAGGGUGCCUUGUAUUACAAUGCAACAGCACAGUCAUCCAGUGGCCAUGUUUCCACCUGCAGCUCCAACAUCACCAACUGUGAGCUGCCAGGCUUACAGUGUGGUCAGAUCUAUGACGUGAUCACUGUGGCCUCAAAUUAUGAGUGCAGAAGCCCUCCUAGCUCCACACUCCAGGUGGAAUCAGUGCCUUGUCCUCCCGAGGAUGUUGUGCAUGUACUGGAUUGCUCUACUAACACAGCUGUGGUGGAAUGGCAGGCCAGCAGAGGGGCGGACUACUACAUUGUCCAAGCCGUCGGCGUGCAAGAAGAUGAAACGAGUUGCGAGACAAUGUCACAGUCCUGCAUCCUCGCAGACCUCUUAUGUGGCUUCACCUACAACAUCAGCGUGAUUGCUGUUAAUGAUGUGUGCAAUGUGUCAAUGAGUGACACACAGCAGAUGCAAGCAGUGCCCUGCAUACCACAGCUAGUGGAGGCCAGGGUUGUUUGUGAGUCUGGGGCUGUGGCAGUGUCUUGGGAGCCAAGUAAAGAAGCAUUAUCCUACACGGUAGUUGCCCAAGGCCACGGUGGCUACGCUUCAGUUUGCAACAGCAACGACUCAACCUGCCUGCUCGGUGACGUGCUGUGCGGCCUCAACUACUCGAUCACUGUUACUGCUUCAGAUGACACAUGUAACAGCAAUGAAAGCUCUGCUGUGGAGAUCGACACAGUGCCAUGUGUGCCUCAGAAAGUAAGAGCUGAGAUGGAGUGCAGGAAUGACACAGGAGUGGUAUCAUGGGAAGAAGAGGAGGGUGUGUCCAUCUACUUGGUCCAGGCUUUUGGACCUGAUGGUCACAAGUCAGAGUGCGACACAACUGAAAGCAGUUGCGAGCUACCCAACAUGCACUGUGGCCAGCUCUACAACCUGACAGUUACAGCUCAGGAUGGACGCUGUGAUAACAGCCAAGCCCACCUCAGCCUGCAGUCAGUGCCGUGUAAGCCAACCAGCGUGAAAGCUUCUCUACGAUGCCACUCAAACUCUGCUGCAGUGACAUGGGAGGGGGCCAGCGGAGCUCUCCUAUAUACUGCAGUGGGUGUUACAGCAGAUGGCCGUUACAGGGCUGAGUGUAACAACACUAUGACCUUCUGUGAUCUGAGUGAGCUGCAGUGUGGGCAGACCUACAGUGUUAGCGUGUUCAGCCAGGAUGAUUCCUGUUCCAGUUUGGAGGGCAACAAAGCUUACGUACGAACAGCGCCUUGUCCACCACAGAAUGUGGUUGUUGGUGCACAAUGCGGAGCAGGUUCCAUGGUUGUGUCCUGGUCCCCCAACCCUGAUGCCCAGUACUUCCACGUGGCUGCAGUGAGCAACACUGGGGCGAGACUCUACUGUAACUCUACUGGAAAUAGCUGCACUCUAAAUAAUCUACCCUGUGGACAGAGCUACAACAUCACUGUGCUGUCUAUAAGAGAUGGUUGCCAGAGCAAACCGAGCGCUGUGGUGGAGUCUUCUUCAGCUCCAUGCAUACCUAGGAACAUUAAGGGUAGUCUGGACUGCAUAUCAAACAGUGCCUGGGUGACGUGGGACGACUCGAUGGGAGCAACCAGUUACUCUGUGCUGGCCCGAGCAGCCAAUGGUCACAACUCCAGCUGCACUACCACCUCAUCUCCCUGUAAAGUCCAGGAUUUGAACUGUGGGACACUUUACACCUUUAAGCUCAAGGCUAUCAACAAGCACUGCAGCAGUAUUGACAAUGCCACCUUUGAGCUUGAGACAGGUCCUUGUACUCUAACAUCCGUCAGUGCAAUGAGCCAAUGCAACAGUGACACCAUCCUAGUUGAAUGGAAGGUGACUGCAGGGACGCCAGUCUAUGUGGUCACAGCUGAAGGUGAUGACAACUCUGUUGUUACCUGUAACAGUACCUCCACUUCAUGUGUACUCCAGAAUGUUCACUGCGGCAUGCACUACAGCGUCAUAGUAGCAACUUCCUCUGAUAAGUGCAGCAGCCUCAGAAGCCCUCCAAAGAAGAUCCAAACAGCACCUUGCGUCCCAGCCAAUGUAACAGUGGUGCCAUCGUGCAAAGACGCUGGGGCCAAAGUGAGAUGGGCGGACUCUCUGGUGCCCACAUCAUACCAGCUGAUAGCCACAACUCGAGAUGGACACGUGGCAACCUGCAACACCUCAUUGAACAACUGCUCUUUGGUUGAUCUUCACUGUGGUCAGCUGUACAAUUUAAGCAUCACUGCCAGAGGGGAGAACUGUACCAGCUAUCCCAUCAGUUCAUCCUUUAAAACAGUGCCCUGUGCGCCCUCUGAUAUCGCAGUGGAUAUUGACUGUCAGACCAACUCGGCUGCCAUGUCGUGGAACAAAAGCACGGGUGCUGUGGAGUAUUUUAGCUUUGCACAAUCCACGAAUGGAGUCGCCCUGUCCUGUAACAGCAGCAAUCCCUCCUGCACCUUCAAAGGGCUGGAGUGCGGUGGCGUUUACAAUUUCUCUGUGACAGCCUCUAACAGCAUCUGCAACAGCUCGUUCAGCUCACCUCUGCAGGCCGGAGCAGUCCCGUGCCCUCCUUCUCGUGUGAAUGUCCGUAUGCAGAGGAUAGACAGGCUAUACUGGGCCAUGAUAUCAUGGAGCAAAGUUACAUGUCCUGAUGUUGAGUAUUUGGCGGAAAUCAGUGGUCAGAUUGAAAACAACCCACAAGCCUUGAUGACUGUCUCUUCUUAUUGGCUACCCAGGCCAUACUUUGAAUUUCCAGUGCCUUGUAGCACUGCUUUUAACAUCACAGUGCGUGCCAAGAACUCAGCUGGUAUCGGCAAGCCAUCGAGUCCCAUUACUGCACUAACAGCCCCGUGUGCUCCACAGAGUGUGAUGUACGCUGGCAACAGGCAGUCUGCUGUCCUGUUCUGGAAUGCUUCAGUGUUUGCUACCAGUUACACGGUCUACAAUGUAUCGAGAGGAACCCGUGUAAAACUAUGCAACACCACCGAACUUUCCUGCCAGCUGACCGACUUCGAUCCUAAUGCAACUAUAGUGACAGCUAGCAAUGCUGUAGGGGAGAGCAAUCCCAGCCAAAACAUUACAGGUCCAGUGACAACUCGCAGAAGAAGAGACCUUGUUCAGUUCUAUGAGGAUCUUGAAAUCCCAGAGGUGCUGACAUUAACAGUAAGUGGAGUUUCUUUGCAUGUGAGUUGGACGACAGUGACGGGUGCCACCGAGUACACACUUAUGAUUGAGGAGGAGCAGAUAGAUGGAAAAGCCAGCAAGCCGGCGAGAGUUCGAAGAGUGGAAGGUGACUCUUACACAGAGACUGAUCUCAAACCCCAGACCACCUACUGCGUCAGGGUGGCAGCCAAAAAUGCCAUCAACCAAAGCAGCUACUCCCAAUCCAAGUGCAGAAACACUGAUGCUCUAGUGGGCUCUUAGUGACACACACACACAUGCAUGCAUACACACAAAUUCACUUAAAUAGACACUGGACUAAAGAGAAAUACUAUCAUAUGCCACUUUGUAGCAUCCAUAACACAACUCAUGCUGGUUUGAUUGUACACAUACUUUAGGAAGAUAAUUGUGAAAAGGAAGUAAUCACGCAUACAAAGUCAUGAUAAAAUUAUGUUUCUUAAAUGUCACAAAGAGAUGAUGAUCAAACCUAACAACCACUUAUAGAUUUAAAUGCUUCAGAAUUUUCUGUGGGAGUAGUUUGUAUAUUUGCAUAAAUGUAGCUCUGCUGAAAUUAUACAGUAUUUAUCAGAAACAUGCUUAUAUUUUUGGGGUAGGUUAUUCGAUUCUCUGCAUGAUUGAUGAAAAAUGUAGUGUAAACAAAUAAAAUGGUAAUUUAUAAAGCUAUAUUUGUAAAGUCAUGCAGUAUCUUUUUGAUGUACUAUGUGACUUCUCAGAUUGUAAACACGCUGACAGAUGCUUUUGAACAAUCCCAGAAAUUAAAGAAUAAAAAAAAGGUUGAAAACAC
This is a messenger RNA of Neolamprologus brichardi, 14194 nucleotides long. The record is from RefSeq and is a predicted model, not a curated record. NCBI's taxonomy places the organism in Eukaryota, Metazoa, Chordata, Actinopteri, Cichliformes, Cichlidae.